Molecule: messenger RNA, 1104 nt
Organism: Nelumbo nucifera (sacred lotus)
Lineage: Eukaryota; Viridiplantae; Streptophyta; Magnoliopsida; Proteales; Nelumbonaceae
Product: GDSL esterase/lipase At2g40250-like
Molecular function (GO): hydrolase activity, acting on ester bonds
Source: RefSeq, a predicted model, not a curated record
AUGACUUUGAAGAGGACGAGUUCUGCUGCUUUCUCCAUCUUCUUGAUCUUCUCUGCAUCCUUUCUCUUUCUGGUUGUUCCUCUCAAUGCCGCUCCAAGUAAAAUAUCAGCCGUUUAUGCUUUCGGCGACUCAACCCUUGACCCCGGCAACAACAACCAUCUCGGAACACUCUUCCGAGGUGAUCAUCCUCCCUAUGGACGUGACUUCCCCGGUCAGAUCGCAACCGGGAGGUUCACUGAUGGAAGGCUUAUGACUGAUUUCACGGUCUCUUCCUUGGGAAUCAAGGACCUCUUACCGGCCUACUUGGAUCCCCGAGUGUCCAAUCUAGACUUGCUCACAGGCGUUAGCUUUGCAUCGGCCGGCACCGGAAUAGAUGACUUGACAGCGACCAUCUCCAAUGUGGCUCACAUGUCGACCCAGUUGCACUACUUCGAGCAAUGCUUGGCUCGGAUGCAGAGUACCGUCGGGAGGGAGGCUGCCAGUCGCAUAGUGGAAGACGCUUUGUUUGCUAUCGGUAUCGGAACUAAUGACAUGAUAUUUAACUUCUACGAUCUACCAACGAGGAGGGGUCAGUUCUCGCUACCGGCAUACCAUGAUUUUCUGCUCCAUAACUUGGAGUCUUUCGUUAUGCGGCUUUACAGCAUGGGAGCACGAAGGUUCUCAAUAUCAGGACUGCCGCCGAUCGGGUGUCUGCCGGUGCAAGAGACGGCUGGAAGCAUCCUGCCAAUCCCCGGGGGCCAUAUGCUGCAAAGGGUUUGUAAUGAUGCAGAGAAUCAAGACUCACAGGCUUACAAUGCCAAGCUCCAGGCCCUAGUGUUGAGGUUGCAAGCUACGCUCCCUGGCACCCGGUUCGCGUACGUAGACAUCUACAAUCCAUUGCUGGACAUGAUCACCAACCCUGGGAAAUAUGGGUUUGUGGAAACAAGGCGAGGCUGCUGCGGUACGGGACUGGUGGAGAUGGGUGGUAUGUGCAACGCUGCUACGCCGGUGUGUCCAGAUCCCUCAAAAUUCGUGUUCUGGGAUGCCGUUCAUCCAACUCAAACCACUUACCAGAUCCUCGCCAACAUCUUUACAGCCACUGUUAUUCCCCAUCUUGUCAAUUAG